AUUAAAAUAAAUAAGAGAAAAAGCGCAGACAAAUUGACUUGGAAUCAAUAAAUUCUUAAUCGUUAGCCGAAAAAGAAUAAGUAAUCCGCGAAUUGCAGAAAUAAUUGAAGAGCAGCAAUCGGCGGAACGGUCGCGAGAGAGAGAGAGGGAGAGAGCGAGAGAAACUUGGAGCUGCACGGUGAAAUUUCGUGGUUUCGGCACCCGACCCCCUGACCCCGCACAACACAUCCACAUCCAUAUGUAUAUCCAUAUCCCCAAGAUGCUGUGUAUACAAUAUUAGCGAUUACCGACAGAAGGCAGCGCAUGUGCCGGCAUCCGAGGAAACACUAUUUAAUAUUUGAGCUUUUGUAAACAAAUUCUGGAGCGGCACCCGAGGUCAAACAAACUGGUGUGAAUAGGCUUCGUAUCGUUUCGUUUUGUUUCGUUCUGCCGAAAGUGCCAGUAAUCCCGUGCAGCUUGCAAUGGCCACAACUUUGGACAGCCAGCUGUUGCCCAAUGGCAAUCAGGAAUUUAGGCUUAGGAAUGGCAAGACCAAAAACGGAGAGGAGGAGGAGGUGGAUGAAGGAUCUGGUCUGAGUGCAGGUGCAGAUGCUGGAACAGCACUAACCGCACACCCAAACACAUCCGGCACCUUUAUGAAAUUGAAAACCUAUCUCCUAGCUCUGCGUCCAUGGUCGCUGUCCGCCAGUCUGGUGCCCACGCUCCUCGGCUCGGCCCUGGCCCACCGCUCCCAGUGGGCGGCGGAGUUCUCGCUGGCCACCUUUUUCCUCACCGCCUUCACCGUGGUCACCGUCCACUGCGCCGGCAACGUGGUAAACACCUACUUCGACUUCAUCAAGGGCAUCGACAAGCAAAAGGCCGACGACCGCACGCUGGUGGACCACAUACUCACCAAGGAUGAGGUGGUUUCUCUGGGUGCCAUUCUCUACAUGGCCGGGUGCGGGGGAUUUGUUUUGCUGGCGGUGCUCAGUCCGGCGAAAAUGGAGCAUCUGGCGCUGAUCUACUUCGGUGGACUGUCCUCGAGUUUUCUGUACACAGGAGGCAUUGGUUUCAAGUAUAUCGCCCUGGGAGAUUUGGUUAUACUGAUACUGUUUGGGCCCAUAUCGGUGCUUUUUGCCUUCAUGUCACAAACGGGUCACGUGGAUUGGACGACAAUGGGCUAUGCGAUUCCAUUGGCCCUCAACACAGAGGCCAUCCUGCACAGCAAUAACACCAGAGAUGCGGAUAACGAUCGUCGGGCCGGAAUCGUAACACUGGCCAUUCUGAUAGGACGCACUGCUUCGCAUGUCUUGUACGCCAUGCUGCUCUUUGCACCCUACUCGCUGUUCUUCAUCUUCGGCCUAAAGUACUCCCUAUGGUUCCUGUUGCCAUUGGUAACCCUGCCACAAGCCUUUCAGAUAGAGAAGCGUUUCCGCAACGAGCAGACGAUGCACCUGGUGCCACGGCAAACGGCCAAGCUGAACUUCUUCUUCGGCAUCCUGUACAUCGUGGCCUGCUGUUGUGCUCAGCAGUUGCCCACCUUUGGACUACGAAAAAAUUGAUAGACGGGGUGUACCUACGGAUCUGGCAGAAACUUCGAUUCAGAGAGAAUCUGGUGCAAUGUUUUUAGGGAAUUUCAUUAGGUUUUAGUCAAUGUGUGUAGUGAGAAGGGAGAACGAAGCUUUGUCAAUUUCCCACAGUUUGAUGUUGCGCAAUUUUCAAAUGCCUGCUAGUCGCCCGUUAUAGCCUAAACUUUUGAACUGAACAUAUCCUAGCCCUAAAGGGUCGAUCAUUUGACAGAAAAUCUAGGGAUAAAUAUAAAACAUUUUACAUUUGAGAAUAAAGGCCUAAUAUCAGCUUGAAAGUUUCAUAUUUGAAUUCAAAAUUUUAAACCAUGAACUUAGAAAGGAAUCACUGUUAAAAAAGUACUUAUACUAGAUGAUAGUUUUUUUUAAAUAAACUUUUAAUUUGUAAAUUGAAUGUUGAUAAUAGACCUUUAGUUUCUGUGUCAAAUACUUAAAAUUAUUCAAAGAUUUGUUCAUUACCUACAAUAUCGACCCAAACCUACCUUGCUCGUUUUUAUUUAUUUCACAUCGUCACUAUCUUAAAUCUUAACCAAUCAAUUACAACUCAAUGUAAUUAAUAAUCAUACUCUUCCUCUCGCGCGUUGGGAAUUACGGACCAAGAAAGUUAUGUGCAACAGUAACCAGUAAUGCUAAUGAAGACCCAAUUUUAUAUUAUUCUAAAAUAUAAAUCACCACAUUCAUACGGGUGCAGAUACUUAAGUUUCGCGAAUGAAAAUGCAGAUUUACUUUACGAAUAUAAGUGCUUGGAAAUGCAGCUAUGUUGAACGUUUUUUGGCAAUUGGCUGGCUUGCUUUUUGUGUAACGAUUGUUAGAGUUUUUACAUAUAUUAUAUACACGAACACGAGCAAAUAUUUAUAUACACAUCUAGAUCAUGUAAGCCCAGUGUCUAGCGGCAGGCUGAGAGUGAGAAUAUCAAAAGGAAAAUCAAGAAAAACCUAAGUUAAACGACGAACAGAACACAAAUUUCAAUUUUUAAAUAACUAUGUACGUAGAGAUGUCGAGGCGAAGAAGCAACAAUUGUUUUCCAUUAACAAUAGCGUAUGCAUAUAAACAAAUAGCUUUAAAUAUAAACAAAAGAGGAGAAAGCCAAAACCUAUUCGCAUUAUAAACCAUUAUGUAACUGAACAUUUUUGUGGCAAUAUUUCUUUGUACGCUAGUUUUUGUAUAUUCAUUCAUGCUUUUGUAUACUGCAUUGAGAAAUGCUUCUGUUGGAAUCGCUUAACAGCCGAAUUGAAUUGAACUAAGUGAAAACUUCGUAGACUACAAAUCAACAACAACAUGAACAAUAAUAAUUAUAAUGAUAUUGAUAAUUAAAUGUUUAAUUAGAAAAUGUAAA
Molecule: messenger RNA, 2901 nt
Organism: Drosophila elegans
Lineage: Eukaryota; Metazoa; Arthropoda; Insecta; Diptera; Drosophilidae
Gene: heix
Product: ubiA prenyltransferase domain-containing protein 1 homolog
Exons: 2
Coding region: 462-1541 (359 amino acids)
Biological process (GO): vitamin K biosynthetic process; menaquinone biosynthetic process
Cellular component (GO): endoplasmic reticulum; Golgi membrane
Molecular function (GO): prenyltransferase activity
Source: RefSeq, a predicted model, not a curated record